This is a messenger RNA of Parastagonospora nodorum SN15, 1098 nucleotides long. RefSeq lists its product as hypothetical. The transcript has 2 exons. The record is from RefSeq and is a predicted model, not a curated record. Gene Ontology annotation, molecular function: oxidoreductase activity. NCBI's taxonomy places the organism in Eukaryota, Fungi, Ascomycota, Dothideomycetes, Pleosporales, Phaeosphaeriaceae. Gene Ontology annotation, cellular component: mitochondrion. The coding region runs from base 1 to 1098 and encodes 365 amino acids.
AUGGCACCAUCAAAUCUCCCAGACAGCAACACCUCACUAACCUACACACAACCAUCGACACCACCACACCUCACGCAUACUCCAUUACCAGAAUGCGGACCCAAUAAUCUCCUCGUCAAAAUCCAUGCCGCUGCCAUCAACCCCGUCGACAUCCAACUCUGGGGCAACCCAGUAAUCGGCUGGCUUGCAGGCAAGAAAGAGAAAGGAAUUGGGCGCGACUACUCGGGCGAGGUCGUCGCCAUUGGCGAAGAGCUGCAAAAGAGCGGGAAAUGGAAUGUUGGUGAUGAAGUAUAUGGCCUGUGUAAUCGAGCUACAGCAGAAGGCACAUUUACGCAGUACCUGAGCAUCGGGCCUGGCGAGCCUAUCGCGAAGAAGCCAAAGUCACUAAGCCAUCAGGAAGCCGCUGCGAUUCCUCUGGUAGUUCUCACUGCGUUCGCGUGCUUGGACUGGUUGCCCACGGAGUCGCAGAGCCCGAACGAGAAGAGGCGCGUUGUCGUGUCGGGUGCUAGUGGCGGUGUGGGGAUCUGGUGCGUGCAGCUUGCGAAGAAGUUGUACGAUUGCCAUGUCAUUGGCAUCUGCUCGGGGCGCAAUGCCGAUUUUGUGAAGGAGCUGGGUGCGGAUGAAGUCAUUGAUUAUGGCAAGCAGGAUGUCGCGAAGACUUUGCUGGAUGGACGACCGGGUGGGAAGAAGUAUGAUUUGUAUAUUGAUUGUGUGGGUGGGACGGACAUGUUCAAUUAUUGGGCAAGUCAACUCGUGCUGAGCUCAUGGUACGGCGCGUACAUUACAAUCGUUGGCGACAAGACAUCUCGCAUAGCCAUGGGCGGACCUGCAACUUACUUCACUCAUCCAUCGCAAGUGCUUCGACAUAUUCGAGGUUACAUCUUUGGACCGCGAUAUGCAAAUGUCAUCUUGUACCAGAAAAGUGAGCUACUGGAGCAAGUAGCGAUAAUGACAGACGAAGACAAGUUCAAGGUCAUCGUGCAAGACGUUGUCAAGGGCAUUUUAGAUGAGCAAGAGCACAGUGCAGCAUGGGAGAAAGUCAAGGGGUACAUGGUGGAAGGACGAGUCAGGGGCAAGAUUGUAGUCGAUAUUGCAUGA